GCGCAAUGCGUUAGCUUUAAGUUUACUGGUAGCAGAAUUUUGCUAACUUGCUAGUUUAUUUUUAUUUUUUGGUACCGUGCGGUAGUUUAUUAUAUGUUUUACAUGCUUUUGAACAGUUUAGUUCAUGUAUUGCCAAAGUUUGCGUCAUGGAUUUAUGAGAAUUACGUUAUUUACACUCUCUGAAAGUAGCUGUAGGGAAAGUCUCCGUUCUUCUUCGGCUACAGUAAAGUCCACAGGCAGAGGAGAUUCUCUUAUAAACAACAUGCCCAAGAAAGAAAAAACGAGCAAAACCACGCAGACGAAGAAGCAGUCAGAAACACCGACCGGUCCAGUUUCCACGCAUAAAGACGGCGGACUUGCAAUAGCGAUACACGCCAAGCCUGGAGCAAAGCAAAAUGCUGUCACAGAUGUGAGCUCGGAGGCGGUGGGGGUCGCUAUUGCUGCACCUCCUACAGACGGCGAGGCCAACGCGGAGCUCGUGCGCUAUCUGUGCAAAGUGCUGGCGCUGAAGAAGAGUGAAGUCACGCUGGAUAAGGGCAGUAAAUCCAGAGAAAAAGUCAUUAAAGUCAUUGCAUCGAUUAGUCAAGAGGAGGUUCUGGAGAGACUAAAGCGAGAGGCUGCUGGCUGAAGCUCAGCACUAAAGCAAGAGAUCUCAGACAUUUUUGUAUUGGGGAACACCUUUUACUCUAAAAUUAAUUCCACGGACCCCAUCAGGACUGAAAGACCCCCCCCCCCCAGGAAUAUUAUUUAAAUAGAUAAUAUAUUUAUUUAUUAGACCUUUAGAUUCGUGAAAUUUCCACUGACAAUAUUUAUAGGCCCACUCAUUUGAGUUAUUGAGGUUUGUAUUAAACCCAUUCAUAAUAAGAGUAUAAUCUAAUGCACUAUAUGAUCAAACGUUUGUAGACACCUAACCAUCACAAAAUUGCAAGCACACAAAUGUCUAGAAUGUCUUUGUAUGCUGUAGCAUGACAAUUUCCUUUCAUUAGAGAACUAAGUAGCCCAAACCUGCUCCAGUAUGACAAUGCACCUGUGCACAGCGAGCUCCAUGAAGACAUGGUUUGCCAAGGUUGGAGUGAAAGAACUCGAGUGUCCUGUAUGGAGCCCUGACCUCAACUCCACUGAACACCUUUGAGAUGAAUUGUAACACUGACUACGUUUACAUGGACAGCAGUAAUCUAAAUAUUGACCUUACUCUGAGUAAGAUAAUAAUGUGAUUAAGGUGUUUACAUGAGUCGCUUUUAGAAUAUUCCUGUCAUGUUCCUGUUUUUCAUGUUCUAGAACAUAAUUAGAUUAACAGCCCACGUCAUUACGUCACCGCGCCACGCCGUUCGACGUCCCUCCAGAAUUUCACUUAUCAACAUACAGUUUGUCUUCGUUAUGGUACCGUAUACAGUUUUGGAUGUUUUUAUUUAAUUUUCUUACGAAAGCUUUUAAGUGCAGUUAAUUAUUUGUCAUGCUAUACGUGCAAAUAGACAGCUGCUUGAAGCCGUGGGCUGUGUCCCAAACCGCAUACUUACCGUCUAUAUAGUAGCCGAGAUAACAUGUAUUUUUUCCCCACUACAGGCCUAUAGCAGGCAAGUAUGCGGUUUGGGAAGCAGCCGAACUCUCUUGUUUGCCGUAAAACGUAAAACUGCCAUGUGCGAUCGUGUCCUGUCGCAAAAUGCGGUGAAAACUCUCACACGACGUUCAUAAUGUGAUUAAGGUGUUUACACGUCUGUAAUACACGUCCAUAAUGCGAUUAAAACAGGAGUACUCCACCUGUCUUAAUUCAAUUAUUGCUUACUUCGAGUGUGACCUUAAUUAGAUUAAGGUAAUUAAAAAUUGCUGUUUACAUGGUAGUUUCUUAAUCAAAGUAUGGUCUUAAUCGGGUUAAGAGUGGAUUAUUGUUGUCCAUGUAAACGCACUGCAUGUAAACGCACUAACUGAUUUCAUCCGAGACCUCCUCCAAAAUCUUGUGGAAAACCCUCCCAGAAGAGUGGAGGUUGUUAUAACAGCAAAGGGGAACUACAUCUGGAAUGAGAUGUUUAAAAAGCACAUGGUCAGGUGUCCACAAACUUUUAGCCAUAUCGUGCACAUUUGAUAUUUGUGCCUUGUGUUUUUCAUCACUGUAACUAAAUUUAAAUAAAUAAAUAAAUCACUGACACCCUGACUACGCUUCACACACCCCACUUUGAGAACCACUGCACUGCAGGAUUUUUGGUUACUAUUUGAUAUCUGUACUGUAUUUUAGUACAAAUGGACUGAGCAUCUAGUUCCUAUAAGAAGUGAAUACCAUAAGUACACCUCACAAAAGGUAAGAUGGCAGGUGUACACAUUUUUGCUAGUACUUUAUAGUAUCUGCUUCUUAUAGGAGCAUGGAAUUGAAUGCUCAGUCCAUUUGUAUUAAAAUGAUUAUGGAGCCCCAUUCCAUUCCAGUUUAUUAUUUAUGAAGCCACCAUGCCAGACAAAUGGAUGUUUUGAUUGAACAAUGUCUUUUUCAUCACCUUUAAACCUCUGUGACAGUGUCUCUGUGCUUCUCUCUGAGUAAUAUAGUUGUUAAGGAUAGGCCUAAUGAGUGUUUCUAUUAGACAAUUUUCAUUAAGACCCACCAUUUUAUCACCUGAUUUAAAGGAGCUUAUUGCACUGUUCCUAACAGUGCAUGGACCAAAAUGUAUUAACUAAUUAGUGAUGGUGUUACACAAGCUACAUAUCUUGUAGCCAUAAAACUAAACAGUGACUAUAUUAUGUGUUUUUGUGUUUUAUCUUUAAAGCUCAGACAAAGGUGCAGAGAGGUCCCUUCCAACUUUGUCUAGUGUAUAUUAAACACAUCCUCAGUCAGCAGUUUCUAAAACCGUUUCAGUUUCUGAUUUUAUAUAUUUAACAUGAAUUAAGGGGAAUUUAAAUUUCUUGCUGAUGGUGGCUAAUUUAUCAUUUUUUAAUACAUUAACACAAAGUGAGUAAUCAAUAUCAUACUCUGCAUCUUUAAAAACUGACAACUGGCUCAUUAGAAAAAAAGAGUUUUCAAGAUGGUGAUGCUAAAGUGAUUGCAAACAUUUAUCAAAUCUAAUAAUGUGAGCCAAGGGAAACCAUUUCAUACUGAAUCAUGAUUGCAGUUAAACAUGUUUAAUUGAAUAUUCAAUUUGUAACAUUAAUUACUCCAUCAAAAUGGUGAUUCUCCACUUCAAAACCUAUUGAGCAUAUUCUGAGAUUGCAAACCUUCUUCCUUUUGUAACCUUUUGACAACAGCAAGAAUGGAGGAGGAAAUCAAUAAAGAAGGAUACAUUUUUGUAUUCAUUUUGUAUUAAUCAGUUAUUAAGUGUUAAAGCCUACCAAUUUGUUAAUAUGAUUAUUUUUGUUUUAGUAAUAUGUUAAAUUGAAUGUAUUACAGAGAUGUUUGGACCAUGCAUGAGUCAGUUGAUGCAGAAUUUUUAAAACUACACUGGGAGUCGGUAGAAACACCAACUGUUGAGUCCAUCAGCAAUAAUCAAUCCUUCCUGCAAAUGGCCAGUGUAGCUGCAGGUCCUCGUUCCAACCAAGCAGGAGUUAUGCUGAUUAUACUUGUUUAAUCAAUUAAAUCUUUAAAACUAUUCUAUGUGACUCCUAUUUGGCUAGAAUUAAAAUCUGCAGAUCCACACUAACAGAUGCAUCUCAGUCAGAAAAGUUCUUUAACAAACUAAAUUAAAGGAUUUAAAUGAAGGUGUUAGAGAAAAGUGUUGCUCAUGUCUCAGUUUUAUUUAUGACUAGUAAGAACAAUUAUGUUGUAACAAAUUAAUACACAUAUGAGCCCUUCUGAUUAAAUGUAUGAGUCACACUUCAUGUAAAGUAGAAUAAAUGUAUUCCUGAAUGACAUUUGAUUGCCAGGCACAGCUGUUAAAGCUUAGCUGCAACCCAUCAUUUGUGCUGUCAUAAAGACAUGCAGUAAAUUUUAUUACAAAACACAGAAUGAUGUAUGAUAAGCAGCUUCAUGUAAUUAAAGAGCAGAGGGUUUUUUCCAUUAUGAAAUGUUGGCGUAGGAGUUGAGAUCAGUUCUUUGUGCUAAAGUGAUAUUUCAUGCAGUCGGUACCCUUCCUGUGCAAUAUGAAAUGCAAUCUCUAUGAAUUUCUGAGAGUUGUGAAAAUGUUUUUAUAUAAUACUUAUGAACAUUCCUACAACAUUGCUGAAAUUUAAUACUAUUUCUGGGCUGGUAGAACUGACUUUCUUUGAAGAAGUUGCUGAAUACAUCCUGAGCAAACAUUUUAACAUUGGCCUCUGGAUUUAAACAGAGACUGCAAACAGCUCAACGGAGCCCAAUCAAAUUAAAUUGCAAGACCUCACCAGGAAUGACUAACCUGGGAAAUCCUUUUAUAGUCUAUGGUGAUUACAUUGAAUAUGGAACAGGCUCAUGAAGGUGGAGCCAGUGGGCCACAGGGGCUGAAUGUGUGUAGGUGUUCCCAGAUGGUAGAGAAACAAGUAUGGAGGGAAUCUCAAUGAAUUAAGGCAAGUUAUUAAAGGCCCUGGCCUGGUUGUUUGUCUAACCCACAUUUUUUUCUAUUUAAAAAAGUGCUUUACACUACAGCUAUAGCUAAUUUCUAUGCUUGUCUUAUGAGAGGUUUGACUAAAUUGUAACAAAAAUUGGCCACAAUAAUCCAAACCAACCAGAGCUAUACUUUACCAUCUUUACUUUCUUUACGU
Messenger RNA from Ictalurus furcatus (blue catfish), 4650 nucleotides. It is a transcript of the gene c8h15orf40, whose product is annotated as chromosome 8 C15orf40 homolog. The transcript has 4 exons. The record is from RefSeq and is a predicted model, not a curated record. NCBI's taxonomy places the organism in Eukaryota, Metazoa, Chordata, Actinopteri, Siluriformes, Ictaluridae. Gene Ontology annotation, cellular component: cytoplasm. Bases 125 to 628 code for a protein of 167 amino acids.